CCCUGGUCUAGCCAGCCUCGAGAACCACUCACUGCCUCCCCGCCGUCACGCCUCGAGAAGCCGCCUGGCUCCGUCCCCCUCCCCUGGACAUCUUCCGCCAUGUCCAAAACACGUCGGAACGUCCGCUUCCCCCGUCGCAUGUCCAACGCCUCUGAAGGCCGGCGACCGAGCAUCUCCGACGCCAGUGAUGUUCUCUCCGACCCCGGCAGCCCGUCCAAGGACGGCAGCGUCGCGACGCCGGCCACAAUUCCCGAGGAGAAACCCGAAAAGCCCCAGCUGUCCGAGUACGAGAAGAAGAAGCAGACCUUUAUCACGCGCACGAUAUGGACCUUUGUCAUGAUCUUCGGCUUCUUCAUCGCCAUGUUUUCCGGCCACAUCUACAUCAUCGGCAUCGUCACCGCCAUCCAGAUCGUCUCCUUCAAGGAGGUCAUCGCCAUCGCCAACGUGCCCAGCAAAGAGAAAAAUCUCCGCUUCACCAAGUCGCUGAACUGGUACUUCCUGGCCACGACCAUGUACUUCCUGUACGGGGAGAGCGUGAUCUACUACUUCAAGCAUAUUCUUCUGGUGGACAAGGUGCUGCUGCCUCUGGCGACACACCACCGUUUCAUCAGCUUCACGCUUUAUGUCAUGGGUUUUGUGUUCUUCGUCGCGUCCCUGCAGAAGGGACAGUACCGGUUCCAGUUCACCCAGUUCGCGUGGACGCACAUGGCGCUUUACUUGAUUGUCGUUCAAGCGCACUUUGUCAUGAACAACAUUCUGGAGGGCAUGAUCUGGUUCUUCCUCCCCGCGUCGCUCGUGAUCACGAACGACAUUUUCGCCUACGUCUGCGGUAUUACGUUCGGACGGACCCAGCUCAUCCAGCUGUCCCCCAAGAAGACGGUCGAGGGCUUCCUGGGCGCUUGGAUCUGCACCAUCAUUUUCGGGUACUUCAUGACCAACAUCCUCAUGCGCUACAAGUACUUCAUCUGCCCGGUCAAUGACCUGGGCGCCAACGUGGUGACUGGAUUGCAAUGCAACCCCAACCCGGCCUUUGUGGCUCAGCCGUACCAUGUCCCGGAAUGGACCGGCAUCGACAAGACCUUCUAUGUCGAGCCCAUCCAGGUUCACAUCCUCAUCUUCGCGAGCUUUGCCUCCCUCAUCGCGCCCUUUGGCGGCUUCUUCGCCUCUGGCCUGAAGCGUACGUUCAAGAUCAAGGACUUUGGCGAGUCGAUCCCCGGCCACGGCGGUAUCACCGACCGCAUGGACUGCCAGUUUAUCAUGGGGUUCUUCUCGUACAUGUACUACCACAGCUUCAUUGCGGUGUACAAGGCGAGCGUGGGGGAUGUCAUUGAGACCGCCAUCAACGGUCUCACGGUCGAGGAGCAGCUCGAGGUGGUGCGGGGGUUGGGCAAGUACCUGUACAACCAGGGCACCGUCUCCGAAACCAUCCUCGACUGUCUGAACACCGAGCUCAAACGCCGCUGAACCUAAAAACCCGUCACGACCCGUCCUUGUUCCGUCCAACCUCUCUCUUUCUCUCUCUCUCCGUGAUGAACUCCUCACC
Messenger RNA from Aspergillus heteromorphus CBS 117.55, 1543 nucleotides. It is a transcript of the gene cds1, whose product is annotated as phosphatidate cytidylyltransferase. The record is from RefSeq and is a predicted model, not a curated record. Gene Ontology annotation, molecular function: phosphatidate cytidylyltransferase activity. The coding region runs from base 100 to 1464 and encodes 454 amino acids. NCBI's taxonomy places the organism in Eukaryota, Fungi, Ascomycota, Eurotiomycetes, Eurotiales, Aspergillaceae. The transcript is spliced from 4 exons. Gene Ontology annotation, cellular component: endoplasmic reticulum membrane.